GCGGACGGACCAGCUUCGUGUGUUGAGAGAAAAUCCUCUAAUUCAACCGUGACUGUUUUAAACUGAUUUUGUUUUUUAUUUGUGUUCAUUAUAAAAGCCUGACGAGUGUCUAAACGCUCUGUAUACGCAUGUAAAGAAGAUUAAGUACCAAAAUUCAAGCUAUGGCUGGACCUGUGAGCCUAGAAUUAGACCCAAUCUUCCUCAAAGGGCUUGGAUACCUUCACUCCAAAAGCAAAGACUCUGCAGAGAAACUCAAGGCUCUGCUGGAUGAGUCUUUGGCCAGAGGAAGUGAUUCAGCCUACAGGACUUCUCUGAAGGAAGCUGAGGUGACAAAGGUGUCAGUAUCAAAAAUAAACAAACAGGACUCCAAAUCAUCGUCUAGUUCAUCGUCCUCUAGUAGCAGCAGUAGCAAGUCUGGCGGCUCAGAGAAAGGCAAGAAAGAAGGAGAAAAAAGAUCUGCUGAGAAGGUAAGAGUUGAAUCUGGAGAUGGAGGAGAUCUGCCAAAGAAGCCGCGCAUCGACAAACCCGAAAACCGCUCUUCUCCCAUUGCCUUCCAACCCAAAGACAUCCCCAUCUCAGACUUCAGCUACAGUGACGAAACCAAUGCUGACGACUUUGCCAUGGAGAUGGGCCUUGUCUGUGUCGUCUGCAGACAGAUGAAUGUCUCUUCAGGCAAUCAGCUGGUGGAGUGUCAAGAGUGUCACAAUCUGUAUCAUCAGGAAUGUCACAAACCUCAGGUUACGGAUAAGGAUGUUAAUGACCCACGGCUGGUGUGGUACUGCGCCCGCUGUACCAGACAAAUGAAGCGCAUGGCUCAGAAGACCCAGAAACCCCCCCAGAAGCCGGCAGCUGCAGUGACGUCUGCGGCUCCGGUGGUGAAAGACCCGCUGGUGAAGAAGCCGGAGAUGAAACUGAAACCCGAAACUGCAGGGUCCUUCCAGGCCUUCAAGAGAACGGAGGUUAAGGUGUCCACAGCAGCAUCAGGGAAUUCGUCUGGCGGCGGUUCGUCUCUACCCUCAGGCAGUGGUCUCACAGGCUGGGCUGCUUUCACCAAAACCUCCACAGCGGGGGCGUCCAGCAGUAAGCUUGGGGGUAGCAGCCAGCCAGGGGCUGCGAAGCCCCCCCAGGCACCCCCAGGAUCCAAACCCAUGGGUCUGUCCGCUCUGGCCAGUGUGAAGCCGGGUGCUAAAGCUCCGGGCAGCAGUGGAAGUGGGAACAAUGGAAAUAACGGUUCUGGAUCAGCACCGCUGAAGUCUCCACCUCCACUAACACUUGGCAAACAGGUACUGAGCCGCUCCUCCAGUGGAGACAGCCUGGGGAAACUGACUGUAACUGGGUCCUCGUCACCAGGGGCAUCCUCCUCCAGCAAUUUGGGGGGCAACGGAGGAUCUGGAAACGGAGGUGGAAAUGGAGGUAAUAGUAGCAGUAGCGCUGGCAGCAGCAGUGCUAGCAGCAAUAAUAACAAUAACAGCAACAAUGCGGCUAAAGCUUCAGCUGACGGAAAAACACCAACAUCACAGGAGUCCCAGCUAAAUGCCAUGAAGCGUCUGCAGAUGGUGAAGAAAAAAGCAGCGCAGAGGAAACUAAAGAAAUAAGACUGAAUAGUGUUCAAUAAACACACUUUGCAAAGAAGGAUAAUGUUGGCAAGUGAAAUCAUGUUAAGUCUCUUGAAUAUAUGUAAAAUUUCUCAUUAUGAGCUUAGGAAGAAAUUAUAAGAUGAUCCAACCUAUUUCAUGAUUUUUUUUCCCCUUGUUUUAUGUAAUAAUCUUAUUCCAUUGGCAAAUCAUUUUGGCAUUUAAAGAAAAGAUACUAUAAUGGAAGGAAACAUCUGCCAAAUGUCAUUUCACUGGAUAAAAUUGCUUAAAACUAAAAAAAUAGGAAAUUUAAUAACAGCCCCAUAAUGAAAAUUAAUAUAUAUAUAUAUAGACUAGAUUUAAGAUGUUUUCAGUUGCAGAAGUAUCAUUUUUUGCAGUGCAAUGCCCAAAUUCUGAACUAGUACUUGAAUCUUGCUGUAUAGACGCUGCUGAGUGAUGAAAUGCUUCUCUGUGGUGGAUGUGUGCCUCAUCUGGUCUAAAAUGACAGCACUGAUAAACUAAUGCUUUUAAAGACACCUUUAAUAAAUAACACCUUUUCAAAAAAAAACAUAGAUGGAAUAUGAUUAUUUU
Messenger RNA from Colossoma macropomum (tambaqui), 2165 nucleotides. It is a transcript of the gene ints12, whose product is annotated as integrator complex subunit 12. Bases 162 to 1595 code for a protein of 477 amino acids. The transcript has 7 exons. Gene Ontology annotation, biological process: snRNA 3'-end processing. Lineage: Eukaryota; Metazoa; Chordata; Actinopteri; Characiformes; Serrasalmidae. The record is from RefSeq and is a predicted model, not a curated record. Gene Ontology annotation, cellular component: integrator complex.